Molecule: messenger RNA, 1350 nt
Organism: Trichoderma reesei QM6a
Lineage: Eukaryota; Fungi; Ascomycota; Sordariomycetes; Hypocreales; Hypocreaceae
Exons: 2
Coding region: 1-1350 (449 amino acids)
Source: RefSeq, a predicted model, not a curated record
AUGCCUCCGCCACCUCUUCCCCGGAGCGAUUCCUUCACGCGCGGUCGCUCCCGCGCCUCCCCCUCCGUCUCCCGCCACAAGAACCGCCUCUCGCUUACGCUCCCGGUCGCCCUGCCGCUGGGCGAUGGCCCGAGGCUGGCCGAUUCACCGGCCAUCAUGACGGCGUCCGCCAUUACCGCCUCGUCGGUCCCGCAGACGCCAUUGGAGACUCCUGCCAGCAUCGCAGCCUCGCCUUCGAAUACAAACGAAUUCAUCAUAGCAAUUGCGGCCCAGGAGCGGCGAGUCUUGGAAUUGAAGGAAGAGCUCGCACAGGCCGAGACGGAAUUGGCACGGCUGAAGAAGCAAUGGGCAUCCGAAGAGGUCUACCGCAAGCGGAGCGACAGCUACAGAAGCGACCCCUUCGGCAACUCACAGGCCGGCAUUGAUGACGAUGCAUUGGUGGCAUCACGACGCAGCGUCGAAUUGGAUCGUCGGAAGCACAUUCUCCAGGGCCAGGGCCAGACCACUCCGGCACAGGCCCGUCGCAAGGUUAUCCGUGGCGGACACGCCCGCACCCUCUCCCUGCUCUCUCCCGUCCGGACGGAGAGCGUCUUCUCCCUUAACGAAGCCACACAAGCAGAUCCGAUCACGCUCCCGUCCGUGGAACAAAGAGUGGCCCAACUCACCGACCCAACCCUGGCGAAGCGAUCCUCCUGGCAGCCGCGAUCACAGCAGAGCGUCGCAUCCGUUGUUGGCGUCCCCUCCAUCGUCGAAGACUUUAAGCUAGGAUUCCGCGCCUUCGUGGAGGACAUUCGCCAGAUUACCGUGGGAGACGAACCGGUGACGGGCCAGUCGCAGAGGACCAUGUCGACCGCCAUCGCCAAUGCUCGUGAGCAAGAUACGAGUAAGCCGAACCAUGCCACCACCCACGCUAGGACCAGCAGUAAUGAAGGUUCCAGUACGGCCGCGCCGACCACAUCCCAAGCUAACAGAACCCCCGAGCUGAAGCCAAAGACUGGGACUGGGAGAGGGAAAAAUUACUCCUGGACACCGCUUGGUUUCGACUCUGUUGACGACUCUGACUGGCUCAACUGGGAUUCGCCCGUCUCCACCAAGUCUGCCCGCUGGAGUGGUUCUACCGUUAAUAGCAGUGGCAUUGAUGACAUUCCCGAGAAGGAGGACGAGGAGGAUGCCAAACCGGCGAGGAAAGCCGAUGCAUCUAUUCUUUCUCCGGCGCUUGAGGAUCUACUUCCUAGCGUGGUUCAUCAUCUAUCCCCACGCAACCUCAAGAGGACGGCCACCAACCUGAUGGACGAGUGGGAAAAGUCGCUGGUGGCUCCCGAGGCCCGGAACAAGGAGACGACCGCCUAG